AGAGCAGGAAGAGGAGUGCUGGGAUGCAAGGGGUGCAGAACCUCCCCCCAGCCUCUGCAGGGGUAGCUGAAGGGCUCAGGGCAGGCAGGGGAGCGGGGCAGGACGAGCGGCUGCUGCUGGGACCAGUUCAUUCUCUCGGGGACCCAUGGGCAUAACCUCUUUAAAUGCUUCCUAAGAGACCUCGGACCCCCAGUGACAGCUGCGCCUCGGGGUGCUGUGGGAGCUCAGCGUUCCUCGGGGCCCCCCCCGGCAGCACAUCUAAGUCACCCAGGAGGGAGGCACCGGAGCUGGUGUGCUGUACCUGACACAAGGAAGCUUUACCCUGACAUUAUCACUCCUUGACCAUGAAUGGGUACCUGAAGGAAUCCAACUUCAUGAUGGUGGAGGAGGGCUUCACCACCAGAGACCUCCUGGAGAACCUCCUGGUGGAGCUGUGCCAGGCGAGUGACCAGCAAGCCUUCUUCGUGGCAGACCUGGGUGACAUUGUGAAGAAACACCUGCGCUUCCUGAAGGCCCUGCCCAGGGUCAAACCCUACUUCCCAGUCAAGUGCAACGGCAGCGAAGGAGUGAUCCGGCUGCUGGCCGAGCUGGGGACAGGCUUUGCCUGUGCCAACAAGGCAGAGCUGGUGCAGGUUCAGAGCCUUGGUGUCCCUGCUGACAAGAUCUUCUACAGCAGCCCCUGCAAGCAGGUUGCCCACAUCAAAUAUGCAGCCAGCCACGGGGUACAGCUGAUGACCUUUGACAAUGAGGUGGAACUGAGCAAGGUGGCCAGGAGCCACCCUCGUGCCAGGAUGUUGUUGGGUAUCACUGCUGACUCCAGCCCUUCUGCCCACCCCAUGGCAUUUGGCACCACCCUCAAGUCCUGCCGGCACCUGCUCGAGGCAGCGAAGGAGCAGGCUGUGGAGGUGGUGGGCAUCAGCUUUCACCUUGGGAGUCGUGGGCUGGAGCCCCAGGCCUUUGCUCAGGCUGUGGCUGCAGCACAGCUGGCCUUUGAGUUGGGCACAGAGCUGGGCCACCGGAUGCACCUCCUGGACAUCGGAGGGGGAUUCCCUGGCACGGAGGACAGCAGAGCUCGCUUCGAAGAGGUCACUGCCACGAUCAACUCUGCCCUGGAGCUGUAUUUCCCGGAGGGCUGUGGGGUGGAGAUCAUUGCCACCCCCGGGCGGUUCUACGUCGCCUCUGCCUUCACCCUCGCUGCCAGCAUCACUGCCAGGGAAGAGGCUCCCGCAGAGCAGCCUGGCUCUGAUGAGGAGGAGCCCAGCAGCAAGAAGAGCCUCACGUAUCACAUCGGUGACGGCAUCUACGGCGCCUUCAGCUGCCUCCUGUUUGACAGCCUCUGCCCCACACCUCGGCUGCACAAGAGAACCUGCCCAGAGCUCCCAUUGCACAGCAGCAGCCUCUGGGGCCCCCCGGGACACCCAGAGGAUCGCAUCGCUGAGGGCCUGGAGCUGCCUGAGCUGCAGGUUGGGGACUGGCUGAUUUUUGAGGGCCUGGGAGCCUACAGCACAGCCUCAGCCCUGCCUGGGGGGGGCCCCCAGCCACACAUCACCUACGCCAUGUCCCGCCUGGCCUGGAAAACUCUCCAGCUCUUCCAGGGGAAGCCAGCACAAGCAGAGGAGGAGCGGGAGAGCCUCUGCACCCCUCUGUCCUGCGGCUGGGAGAUGGCUGAGACCCUGUGUGUGCCCCCAGUCUGCACCCCAGCCAGCAUCAUCUGAGCAGCACUGCUGCUGGGGGGGUGCGGGGUGGUACAGCCUGCCCCUGGCACCGCCCCUGGGAGCCCAUGGCCAAGGCUUUGAAGUGUGCUCCAUAAAUCCUGUUCCUCCUG
Pogoniulus pusillus (Red-fronted tinkerbird) is the source of this 1825-nucleotide messenger RNA. It is a transcript of the gene AZIN2, whose product is annotated as antizyme inhibitor 2. Gene Ontology annotation, molecular function: catalytic activity. The record is from RefSeq and is a predicted model, not a curated record. The coding region runs from base 345 to 1715 and encodes 456 amino acids. NCBI's taxonomy places the organism in Eukaryota, Metazoa, Chordata, Aves, Piciformes, Lybiidae. Gene Ontology annotation, cellular component: cytoplasm. The transcript is spliced from 11 exons.